AUGGUUCUAACAUCUGUCAUAGAGGUAACAAAGUGUCAAAUAAAAUUAGUCAGUUAUUUCAUCCAUUGUCCAAUUUCUGUAAACACGCGUGCCAAUCAGAAUUCAGUUUUUUCCUGGAGUCCCAAAGUUCGCAAGGAAAUGCAACAUCUUCUCAAAUUGACGAGUCUCGUGGCCUACGCAGUUUUCAUAUUUCUCUCAGGUUUGAUAAACCUCGAUAAGAUUUCGUACACCAAGGACGCCUUCGUCGCCAUGAUAUCGAUCGGUGUUCCGUCUUGCUCGCUCUUACUGAUCUUCUCUCAUCGAAGUGGGAACGACAUUGUUGUCCUGCUUAAUAUGUUAUUUCUGUAUGAAAAGAGGAAUUCAAUUUGUUUAGAAGUUCGAAAUUUGAAAGACCUUUUUUACUACGGUUUCUGGGUGUUUGGAAUGUUUGGAUCUACGAUUGGUGGACCGCUGUUUGUAACCUUACUAAAUUUGGUCAACCUAAAUACACCCCCUUUCUUGGGGUGGGUAAUUCCUGAUGUGAAAGAUUCGCCCUACCUAAAACUAAUCAUAUUUACCCACGGCAUUGCUCUCCUCUUCCAAGCUUGGGCGUAUUGCACACUUGCAGGCGCUGUGAUAUUUAUCACGGGGAAUGUAUUCCUCACAACUGUAUUCAGUCUCAGUUUAGGACUCGAUAAUAUAAUUGGCGGCCGCAAGAUCAGCAAAUCUUGGCAGUUCAUCAAAAUCGGGACAAAUUACAGGAAAAUGUUGACCCAGAUGAAACAUGUAAAAAUUUUAGAGUCCCAAUUCAACACUUGUUUCCGGAAAGCAUUUCUUCCCGUAUUGUUUUUCGUUGUAUGUUUCUUAAACAUACUUAGCACUUUCCUCUGCGUUUCUUUGGGGUCAAGUUUAUUCAUGGAAUUGGGAAAGUUUAUUGUUUUCGUUGUUUUGAUUGAUAGCUUGAUGAUUAUCUUGAUUUUUGGGCACUUGUCGGGACUAGUGAAUCAAAAGUCGAAAAAGGGACUGAGCUAUUUGAACAGGCAGCCUCACAUUGUGGUGGAACGUGAUGGGAAAAUCUUUACGCGAGAGGUCGCCUCUUGCGCACCCCUGAAGAUCAGAUUCGGCAGCAAUUACGUCGACAGGAAGACGCCUUUAGUUAUGAUGAGCUUCUGCAUGAAAACGACGGCCAGAUUACUUCUGUAUGAUUAG
Molecule: messenger RNA, 1188 nt
Organism: Folsomia candida
Lineage: Eukaryota; Metazoa; Arthropoda; Collembola; Entomobryomorpha; Isotomidae
Exons: 3
Coding region: 1-1188 (395 amino acids)
Source: RefSeq, a predicted model, not a curated record